AUGACCACUACUAGUACUACUACUACUACUCCAGAAGAAGACCAGCAUGCGGAACUGCAGGAAGAAAUAGGAGCGUUGCGUCGAUCCGUCGAUUGGGAUGUCAAGGAUCUCGAAAAUUUGGAAGAAUUCUUCAAGGCCGAUUUGGCCGCCGAUAUCGAACGCAUGUCGUCGGGGUCGUAUGAUGAAGAAGAUCAAGACAAUCUGUCGUCGUCACACGGAACCAAUCAUUCCACUGGAUCUGCCGAUAUUGCCAGUAGUAGCAUGGCCACCAAUACGUCCAUGCGCAAGCCAAAACCAAUGAUGGCAGGAAGACCCGUCACGGGAGCUCCCGCGCCCAACUCGGAUCUAAUUUUCUUUGUCAAUGCGGCGUUUCGCGACGAAUAUCAAGUCUGCGCGCAAUUGACUACGGAUCACGCCGUUGUCGCAUUUGAAUGUGAUAUCGUACAAAAACUCAAUGCCGGACAGACAUUGCCCUACUUGACAUCGCUACGAGUCCCCAAGGGCUGUUUAAUGCGCGCCAAAGUCCAUCCCAUUUUCCGACGACUCCUCGUACAAUCCAUGUGGAUACAACAACAACCGGCCAUGUUGCGUUAUCAAAAAGGACAGACCAAAAUUGAUCCCACAGCACCUGUCUGUAGUUGUGCCAAUCCACCGUGUGGUAAUCCUGCCGUUCGAUUUGUCGGCAAUCCGGGAUUCUUUUUACAAAAAAAUCUACUCAUUGAUCCCUUUUGUGUCCCCGUCUGUCUCGAUACCAAGUGCGUCUUGCAAGCCCAACAAAUGUCCAAUACCAUUCACGCAAAAGCACAACAGCAUGCUGCCAAUAGUAAUCUCGGACAAACGUCCAAAUUUGCGACGGCGUCCAAUCCAGCGUUGAAAUCGCAAAUGCCACACGACGUGCAUUCCUGUAAUGUCUGUGGAUCCUUUGAACGCAAAUACGGUGGAUCCGCCCAUGUUCUCAAAGCGUGUCCGCUCUGUGGGAUUGCCUAUUAUUGCAGUCAACAAUGCCAAAUUCAAGAUUGGCAACGCGGUCAUAAGGAUGUGUGUACCAAUGUCAAGGGGACUGCCACGGGUGCACAACAACAACAACAACAACAGACACAAGUCAAGGCUGCUGCUGUGGAUAGUAAUUCUACAAAGAAACCAGAACCACCCGCCACCAUUCCCGAAGAGACUCCCAUUAUUGCGCCGGCGCCCUCGCCCAUUCCAUAUCAAAUGCCGGUGGCAGCUCCGGCUCCGGCGCCCAUGCCAUUGCGCACGACAGCACCACCGCAAAAGAAACAGCCAUCACCACCAGCCAAACAACAACCCACUUCUAGCAGCAACAACAAUAGCAUGACAGAAGUGACACAGGGCAUGGCGGCCAUUUCCAUGCCCACGUACAACAUGCCCGAACCAGAAGUCGUUGCGACACCGCAACAUCGAGUUUCGGCGCCGCCCACGGUCCCUGUUCCGACCUAUAACAUGCCAGAACCAGCCGUUCCUGUCUAUCCUGCACCACCCAAACGAGCCGUCUCGGAAGGAAUGGCACCCUACAGUGUUCCCACGUUUCCAGGCAAUACCAAUAACAACAACGACAACAAGGACGCGACCAAUACAACUGCCACAACGACAACAACACAAAAGGGACGCAAAAAGGCAGAGUAA
Messenger RNA from Seminavis robusta, 1644 nucleotides. NCBI's taxonomy places the organism in Eukaryota, Bacillariophyta, Bacillariophyceae, Naviculales, Naviculaceae. The record is from the annotation of a GenBank genome assembly.